Messenger RNA from Elaeis guineensis (African oil palm), 4309 nucleotides. RefSeq names its product histone-lysine N-methyltransferase ATX4. Gene Ontology annotation, biological process: regulation of transcription by RNA polymerase II. Gene Ontology annotation, molecular function: protein binding. NCBI's taxonomy places the organism in Eukaryota, Viridiplantae, Streptophyta, Magnoliopsida, Arecales, Arecaceae. The record is from RefSeq and is a predicted model, not a curated record.
AUACUCUAGUGCCAUCCUUACAUCGAAAACAACCUAGAUCAAAGAAAACUAGCAAAUACGAAUUGGAUCGAUGUUGAAGAACUUAAAGUGGUUAACGAUGAACUCGAAGGGGACAAUAUAUUCAAAGAGGCAUCAUCUCUACCCACCACCACCAACACCAUCUCCAUCAUCACCUCCACCACCUCCUAGCUAACCAGAGCCCAUUGACACACGAGGAAAUAUUACAUAAUAAAGACAUGCAUUACAGCCAUUGCACAAUGCUCGCCUUUCUCUUUUCCAAUUCUCAACCUUGGAGACCAUCACAAGCUACCUCGCCUUUGACUGGACCGUGCCAGAAUUAUAAAAAAAGGAAUCCUUCCCACCCUCACGGAAACAAUGCCACCGCCCAUCUCUCUUUCUCCCUCUAAAUUUCAUCAGGAAAAAGUGCAGGUUACACCAUAUUUACAUCCAUAAAUACGAAAAAAAAAAGACCUCCCCAUCAUCACAUCAGAAAACUAUAGAAGCCGACGCCAACAACAAAAAGAAAAAAAAGUAACAAAAAAAAAAAAAUGUAACGUCUAUUUAAUCUUAAAUUUUCGAUAGCAGUUGGGAGCCCAUUAGAAGAACAGAGGUCUGACCACCCCGCUCCGAUAAGCUCUUGCGAGUCCUUGCCCCCAGUUCCCCCAAAUCUCUUCAUAAAUUAGGGUUUCUUUGUUCGCUCCGUUCUUUCUUUCUUCAGCCCUCGGCGAUUCCGAAGAUUUGUUUUGGUCGAUGUAGAUCUCCGCGUCCUCGAUCUCCAUCGAAUUCUGGGGUUUCUCCGCGGAAUUUAGGGCUCCUCGUCGCCGGCGAGAUGAUCAUAAAGCGGAGCCAGAGGGCGCAAAUUCCGACGCUGAAGCGGUGCAAUGUGGAGGGCGCUGCCCCCGGGGAGGACGACGGGGAGAGGCGGCGGAAGAGGCGGCGGGAGAAUGUGUUCUUCCCGCUGGAGGUGCUUGGGGAUGUCUCCGCGGCUGGAAUCCCGAUAUUCCCCUUUGGCUUCCAGCGGCCGAGCGGGGACGUGCGAGAGCAGAUAAGCAGCGCGGCCCUGGCGUCUUCUUGGUGCACCGAGGUCUCGUGCUGCUCGGGCGAGGUGGAGUCAGAGUCGAAGGAUGGAAGGCGGAAGGAGAGGGAUCGGCUGCGCAAGGUGGUGGCGCCACCGCCGCCCGCCCGGCCGCCGGUCGUCCGUACAUCCCGAGGGCGCGCUCAGGUGCUGCCAUCCAGGUUUAACGAUUCCGUCCUCAUUGACCCGUGGAAGAAGGAGAAACCCAAGGCGAAGCCGCUCGACCCCGAUUUUGAGAUCAAGACUGUCCUGGUGGAGCCUAGCAAAGAAAGUUUCAGAUGUAAAGAUUCCAACUUUAGCUCAGUUUUCCCCAAUUCAAUCAGAUUGUUCCACGAAGAAGAACGGUAUCGGGCAUGCAGAAAUUUGAAAUUCAAGAAGUAUACUUCUUCUCGUAGCACUCUGACGUCUCUUCAUGAGAGUUUUGCCGGAGCUGAGGAGAGGUUGCCGCCGGUUGUUGAUGUCGAGGAUCCACUUGGUUAUGAUUAUGAUUCUGAUCCAAUGACGGUGGAAAGAAGGAUGCUGAAGGAGAAUGCGGAACGAAGGGAGGAUUUGUAUUGCCUGGAGGAAUUUGUUCCGGGUGAUAUCGUUUGGGCUAAGUUAGGGAAGAAGUAUCCUGCUUGGCCAGCGACCGUGGUUAAUCAAAUGCAGCAAGCUCCGGAGGCAGUUCUGAGGUCCUCCAUUCCUGGAGCCAUCUGCGUGAUGUUCUUCGGUUACUCCGGAAAUGGAAAUGAUAGGGAGUACGCAUGGGUGAAGGAGGGGAUGAUCUUUCCUUUUUUAGACCACGUAGACAGGUUUCAGGGGCAGACAGAAUUGUAUAACAGCAAGCCUAGCGAAUUUCGGUUGGCUAUAGAGGAGGCCUUCUUAGCUGAGCAUGAUUUCUUAGGAGUGCAGGUGGGUGGCAUGGAUGUGGCUGGGCAGCCUCCAUAUUAUCAGUCCUUUCCAAGAGGGAUCCAAGAGGCCACAGAUUCGAACCAUGAUCAGGAGUGCCAAUCAGUGAUCCAGGCUAUGAAUAAAUCAGGAAUACAUUGCAAGAAUUGUGGAUUGAGCCUUCCAGUCAAAAGUGCAAAGAAAAUGAAGCAGAACUCUGAACAAUUAGUGUGUAGACAUUGUGCUAAGCUUUUAAGUUCAAAACAGUAUUGUGGAAUAUGCAAGAAGAUUUGGCAUCAUAAAGAUGGCAGGAAAUGGGUUCGUUGUUGUGGAUGUCAAACUUGGGUUCAUGCAGAAUGUGAUAAAGUAUGCAGCAACCUUAAGGAUCUGGAAGACUCUGAUUAUUUCUGCCCCGACUGCAAGGCAAGGUUAAAUUUUGAAUCAUCAGAUACAGAGAAGAAGCACUCAGAAUUUAGAUGCUAUAAUGACAGUUGGCAAGAUGCAAGAUUCAAUAAGAUUACUGUUUUUUGUUUCGGCAUGGAAGGGGUUUACCUACCAGAGCAACAUGUAAUCUCAUGUCAAUGCGGCUCUUGCAAGGGGCAGAAAAAGUUUAUGCUUACUGAAUGGGAGCGACAUACUGGUUCUAAAACUAAAAACUGGAGGUCCAGUGUUAAAGUCAAGAGUACAAUGAAGCCAUUGGGAAAAUGGGUAGAACGUUAUCAGGCUACUGUGGUUUCUGCAAACAAUUCUAAACGUCCAUCUCCAAAAGUGAGGAAAGAAAAGCUACUUGCUUCCUUGCAAGAAUCAUAUGACCCAGUAUAUGUUAGAUGGACAACAGAACGAUGUGCAAUCUGCAGAUGGGUUGAAGACUGGGAUUACAAUAAAAUCAUUAUAUGUAACAGGUGUCAAAUAGCUGUCCACCAGGAAUGCUAUGGAGUGAGAGGCAAACAAGAUUUCACAUCUUGGGUUUGCCGUGCUUGUGAAACCCCAGAGCAAAAGCGGGAGUGCUGCCUUUGCCCUGUAAAAGGUGGUGCUUUAAAGCCGACAGACAUUGAUAAAUUAUGGGUCCAUGUCACGUGUGCCUGGUUUCAGCCCCAAGUUUCUUUUGCAAGUGAUGAAAUAAUGGAGCCUGCUGUUGGCAUAGUGAACAUUCCAUCAGAGUCUUUUGUGAAGGUUUGCGUCAUAUGUAAGCAAAUGCAUGGUUCUUGCACACAGUGUUUUAGGUGUUCCACUUAUUAUCAUGCCAUGUGUGCAUCAAGAGCAGGAUACCGCAUGGAGUUGCACUGUUUAGAGAGAAACGGGAAACAGAUAACGAAAAUGGUUUCAUAUUGUGCGCAUCACCGGGCUCCAAACCCAGAUACAGUUUUAAUCAUACAUACCAAAUCAGGUGUAUUCUCUUCCAAAAAGUUGCUCCACACUAAUGAAAAGCAGAGCGGGUCAAGGCUGAUCAGGAAAGACAUCCCUAAAGUUCCAACCUUACUUUCUCAAUAUUCUGAAACCUCAUCUGUUGCAAGGUGUCUAAUCUAUAAAAAAAUAGAAACUAAGAGAACACAAGAAGAGGCCAUUGCCCACCAAGUGAUGGGGCAUAUUCAUCAUUCUUUGGAUGCAAUUAAAUGCCUUAAUAAACCUAGGGAUGAGAAGGACCCCGAAUCAUUUUCUACAUUCCGGGAGCGUCUUAAAUAUUUGCAGAUGACCGAGAAUAGCAGAGUUUGUUUUGGUAGAUCUGGAAUACAUGGAUGGGGUCUUUUUGCACGUAGGAACAUUCAAGAAGGAGAAAUGGUCAUUGAAUACCGCGGGGAGCAGGUCAGGCGCAGUGUUGCAGAUUUGAGGGAGGCACGCUAUCGGUUGGAAGGAAAAGAUUGCUAUCUUUUCAAAAUCAGUGAAGAAGUAGUGGUUGAUGCUACAGAUAAAGGGAAUAUAGCACGUUUAAUUAAUCAUUCUUGCAUGCCCAAUUGCUAUGCAAGAAUUAUGAGUGUGGGUGAUGAUGAGAGCAGGAUAGUUUUAAUAGCUAAGACAAACGUUUCUGCUGGAGAUGAGUUAACGUACGACUACUUGUUUGACCCUGAUGAAGGUGAUGAAUAUAAAGUUCCCUGUCUCUGCAAAGCCCCAAACUGUCGGAAAUUUAUGAAUUAGGAAAAUGUACAUGCCCUCCUAUUCCUUCACAUGAAGCCUUCACAACCCACUUCCCACCUCCAGCUGCUCCUUUCUGUCAAGGUUCCAAUCUUUCAUAUUCCAUUUCCCAUUUUUUAUAUCAAUUGAAAUUAUUUAAAGGUUGAGGGUAACAAGGGCCACAUUCUUCUCAAAUUACAUACCUUGGUGUAUUAAUUACAGCUGUUUAAUCAAUGCAGCAUUUUUUUUUCCUCCUCG